Trichomonas vaginalis G3 is the source of this 1044-nucleotide messenger RNA. Its product is annotated as regulation of vesicle fusion. Gene Ontology annotation, biological process: intracellular protein transport; activation of GTPase activity. Bases 1 to 1044 code for a protein of 347 amino acids. The transcript has a single exon. NCBI's taxonomy places the organism in Eukaryota, Parabasalia, Trichomonadida, Trichomonadidae. The record is from RefSeq and is a predicted model, not a curated record. Gene Ontology annotation, molecular function: GTPase activator activity.
AUGGCAGAACGUUUUUCUAUAUUUCCUCUAUGCCAACCAACAUAUGAGGGCGAACUUGUUGAUGUAGAAAAGAUCCGUGCUAUUUGUUCUAAUACAUUGUCUGAAAAUCCGCCAGAAGAUCGCGCUCUUGCUUGGUUAAACAUGCUACAAGUAUAUCCAAGAAAUCCAGUGAAUUGGGCCCAAACGCAAGAGCAAGCCCUCAGCUUAUAUCAAAUUUUUAUUCAAGAAUACGGACUUGAAAACUGGCACCAACGGGUUUUCCCGCCAUACGUCAAGAAAGAAGCAUUUAAAGUCGAAAACAAUGCUCUUAUGAAUGUAAUUCAUGGUGAUAUUGUUCGUACAGGAAGACAUAUUUAUUUCUUACCUCCAGAAGAUAUCCCAGAGGGCUGCAACCCAAAAGAUAUUCAAGCACCAUUUACAUAUCAUAUCAGAAGACUCGAAAGAAUCCUAUAUGUUUUCGGAAUGCAAAAUCCAUCUUUAUCUUACAUGCAAGGCUACAAUGAGCUUAUUGUUCCAUUGUAUUAUGUACUAGUACAAGCGAAAUCUAUGUUUCACGACGAUUAUUUGUUAAUUGAAGCACUAACUUACACGAUGUUUCAAUUUUUAUUAACAAACACAGAUAUUCAACUGUUUUAUACUACAAAAGACCAGUCAUCAACAAUUGUCAGCCAAUUACAGAUCUUUGAGAACCUUAUGAAAGUUUUUAUCCCACAAACUCAUAAAUUACUUACAAGUCUCAAUAUUUUCCCUCUACUUUACGCCUACAGAUGGUACAAUUUACUGUUUGCGCAGGAACACGACUUACCAGUCCUUUUAAUGGUCUGGGAUUCUCUUUUCUCUCAUAUUGAAGAAUUAAUCGAAUACGCUUUCUACAUUGGGAUUGCGCAAGUCAAAGAAGUCGCUCCUCAACUUGAUCCAACGAGUUUUGCGAAAUCUGUCAAAAUUUUACAAAAUCUUACGAUUCCUAACGCUCUUUCCAUUGUCAAAGAUGCUAAUAUGAUGUGGGCAGAACGAAAAGAGAAACUUGGCAAGAAUAAGAAAUAA